Molecule: messenger RNA, 1236 nt
Organism: Micromonas pusilla CCMP1545
Lineage: Eukaryota; Viridiplantae; Chlorophyta; Mamiellophyceae; Mamiellales; Mamiellaceae
Exons: 1
Coding region: 1-1236 (411 amino acids)
Source: RefSeq, a predicted model, not a curated record
AUGCCGCACGCCGCGGCCGCGACGCCCGCGGCGCGCCCGGCGUCGCGAUGCGGCGCGCCCGCCGCCUCGACGCGGCGCGCCCUCUUCGCGCGCGCCGCCGCCGCGAGGACCAGAACGAGCGCGAGAACGCGCGAAGAAGACGCGCCGACGACGACGACGCGCGACGAAGCAUCCGAAGCAUCUUCAGCAUCGGACGCGCCGCGACAGAUGUGCUAUCGUUGCCGCCGCGUCCAGCGCCUGUGCGUGUGCGGGCUCGUGCGCGACGUCGUCGGCGACGCGCCGUUGCGCACGAGCCUCGCGAUCACGAUCCUUCAGGACAGGCGCGAGGCGAUCAGGCGCCCGUUCGGGAGCGCGGUCGUCGCGGAGCUCGCGCUGGAGAACUGCGAGACGAUCUGGCACGACAUGAGCGCCCCCGAGGACGUGCCGCGGCCGCCGCGGCUCCCGAGCGAGGGCGUCGGCGUGCUGUACCCGGCGGUCGGCGCGACGCCUUUGAGACGCGCGGCGGCGGCGGCGGCGGCGGCGGCGGCGGUGGCGGCGGAAGAUGGAGGAACGUCGAUCGACGCGGCGGCGGCGACCGCGACGGCGGCGGCGGCGGAGGCUGGACUCCCAACGCACCUCGUCGUGCUCGACACGACGUGGCACAAAGCCCGGCGAAUGUACGAGCGCAUCCCGUGGAUGCGCGACAUUCCCGCGUACGUCAUAGGCGACGUCGCGCCGUCGCAGAGAGUCGGGGGCGGGCACCGGAAGAACAAGGCGGUGAAGAGGAGAGAGGCUUGGGCGGCGAAGGCGAAGGGACCAGGAGAGUGCGGCGGAGAGGAGGCGACGCGCGGCGAGGGCGAGGUCCCCGACGGCGGAGGCUCGUCCGACGGUAGUGUCGUCCGACAAAGUCGUCGUCCGACACCGUCGUCGUCCGGCGAACCUCGAAGAGAGAGCGGGUACAGGAUACGGAAGCAGCCGAUGCCCGGGUUUAUGUCCACCGCGGAGUGCGUCGCCGCGGCGUUGAGGGAGGCGGCGCCCGCGGUGGCGGCGGCGGCGGCGGGCGGCGGCACAGCCGGCGGCGGCGGCGGAGGGGCGGUCUCCGGCGACGUCCUCGCGGCCGCCGCGGUGGAGGCGUGCUUCGACGCGAUGAUAGACGAGCAACUCGAAGAGCAGAGCAGGAAGAACGUGCGGUUCAGGUCUAGGAAGAAAGAGCGCGCGGCGAGAGCCGCCGUCGCCGCCGCCGCGGCGGUGUCGUAG